Iphiclides podalirius (scarce swallowtail) is the source of this 1596-nucleotide messenger RNA. Lineage: Eukaryota; Metazoa; Arthropoda; Insecta; Lepidoptera; Papilionidae. The record is from the annotation of a GenBank genome assembly.
AUGAAUUUUCCCAACAGACCCAGGAUACGGGGUCGAAGAAAAAGGAAAAAAAAUGGAGAUUCAAUGUAUAAACCCACAACCAUCCCAUUUUGGGCUGACAUUACCAUCGGAGAUGUCAUCACACCAACUGUACAGCAACCAAUGAAAUCUGAGGAAACUGCUCCCAAAGGUCCUCAAAUCAAUGAUGUUAUUAUUGACCUAAGCGAUGAUCAUACACCAGCUAUUCAAACCACAGGCACUUCGCAAGGUCAACAGGAAGUAGUAGAGGUGAAGAAGAAGCCUGUGCUGAAUAUUCAAGAGAAAACUCAAGAGAAGUUCAAACUGAAGCAAAAACAGAGUGAUCAAGCAGACAAACAAUACAAUGAAAACCAAAUGGACACGCCAAAACCGAAAAUUCAGAAAAUUGAAACAGAUGAAUCAAAACCCUCCGGCACUAGCAGCCCAGUAGUCACUCAGACAAACAUAAAAGAACAACCAGAUAUUGCUAAAGAACCAGAGGAAGUGACUCAGCCACCUGCAACAUCAACCAGUGCAACUCCUGAGACUUUGCAAACGCCAACAGUAUUGCAGACAGUUAUAACUCUCAGUCAUUCCACAGCUAAAACAAUACCGACUUUAAGUAAUCAAGGUAAUACUAAAAGGGCCGCGCCACAAGUGAGACAGCAACAGAAUUUCCGCAAAACAAAUAAUUACCAUUAUGAAGCGAACAUACGUCCUGUUUCAGCUAACAUGAUGGUGGGGUCGAACUUCCCGGGCUAUCAGAAUAUGGGCCAAGAUCUCACCACUGUUCCCCAUCCAUUGCCCCGUGGAGUGCCACUCACGUUCCUACGGCAGCAGCAACAUCUGGGUGCCAUAGAACCCCAACAGACGCAAAUGCCGUGGCAGCCCUACCAGCCCCCGGAGCAGCUGGCCCCACCCGCUGACACCCCUGUGAUACCAGCUCCCGAAACCUUAAUACCAGUCAACGAAGUCCGCCAGGAGCCGCCAGUAGCGGGGGCAGAACAGCAUCCCGGCUGGGAGGAGCAGGCGGAAGGGGCCCAGCGCCGGCUCAGCGCCUUCGAGCGCCUCGGCCCCGUCGCGCAUUCCGCCCCUCCGCAGCUGACCAUCAACUUGAACCUGGAGACGGAAAAACCAGUCAGGGAGGUGGUGGGUGGCAAUGCGCCCGAACUGCCAGUGCCACAGCGCGAAGAGAUUCUUCGCAGCACGGAUCCCACCGUGCGCCAGUUCUUAGCGCAGUGGCCCUGGACGGACGCGCCCCCGCCGCGGCGCACUGUCUCAGCCCGACCCUCAAAGACCGCUAUGUUGAUGGAACAGGAGCAAAUGGAGGAGUUCUACGAGAACGACGAUAUGUUCAUUCAAGUUAUAGUAAAAGGCUACCCGAGCACCUGGAGUAAGGAGGACGUGUUCGACACAUUGCUCGACAACCUCAAAGGCAAGAGUUUCAUACCUUGCUUCACCGAGGGUAGCCGCACCGUCUUGCUAACGUUGCACUAUUUAUUGCCCGUAUUCGACUCGGCCGUCUUACUUGAGCUUGACUUCGACGUCGCCCAAAUAGGCGCGGUGGUGUGCCGCCUCUUGGCGUUGGGCUGCAGCCGU